This is a messenger RNA of Paramisgurnus dabryanus, 3446 nucleotides long. The record is from RefSeq and is a predicted model, not a curated record. NCBI's taxonomy places the organism in Eukaryota, Metazoa, Chordata, Actinopteri, Cypriniformes, Cobitidae.
UUGACACCGCUGGAGUAUGGCAGAGAAGACUGACGACAGAGAAGACAGAGAAGAUCUCCAGAUGCAUUACAAAGCCUCAUCUUCAAUCAACUCUGAAUGUCAACCAUCAGCAAUGGAAGAUUAUUCUCUGUGAUGGACAAAGUGGUCAUCUUUCACCCUUCCAGAGAAUGUUAUUUAUCUACAUAUAUUUACAUAUGGAAUCAUAAAUGCAUCUAGGUCCUCCAGAAAUGAAUUGAACACUGCUGGACACUACAUCAAGACUGAACAACGAUGGCUUUACAUUUAUAUUCUCUGCUCUAUGAUGAGACGACUGUGAUCUGAGGAGAGCUUCAGAAAGUGGAGCUCUAACUGAUCUGAAAUUCUGGAAAAGGUCAAAGGUCUUGGGUUAAGCAUGGUGUCAGUGGAGGUCUCUGUGGCUUUCGUGUUGUGCAGUGUGCUGAUGAAAGCCAGGGCUCUGAUUGAUUCUGAUGACGUCAUCACCAGGGAUGAACAGAUCUUUCUUCUGAUUGGUGCACGGGCGAAGUGUGAGAAAAGCAUCCAUGAUCAACUAGAUGUAGUUGAAGAGGGUUACUGUGUUCCUGAGUGGGAUGGGAUCAUUUGCUGGCCUUCAGGAAAACCCAACCAGCUGGUUACAGUCCGGUGUCCUGAGUACAUUUACGAUUUCAACCACAGAGGACAUGCUUAUCGCCAGUGUGAGGCUUCAGGCAAUUGGGAGCAGGUGCAUGCUCUGAACCGGACGUGGGCCAACUACACUGAAUGCACUACUUACCUACAUACAAACCACAGUGCUCAGGAGGUGGUCUUUGAGCGUCUUUACCUGAUGUACACUAUUGGAUAUUCAAUAUCACUGGCAGCAUUACUGGUGGCUGUGUUUAUCCUCUGCUAUUUCAAGCGUCUUCACUGCACUCGUAACUACAUCCACAUCCACCUCUUCACCUCAUUUAUAUGCCGAGCAGUCAGUAUAUUUGUGAAAGAUGCUGUUCUGUAUACUAUAACAGACGAAAGCAAACUAGAGGAUGGGGCGGUUGGACAACGAUCUUAUAUGGUGGGUUGCAAGGUUGCUGUGACGCUCUUCCUGUAUCUCUUGGCAACCAAUCAUUAUUGGAUCCUGGUGGAGGGUCUGUACCUGCACAGCCUAAUCUUCAUGGCCUUCCUGUCUGAUAAGAACUGUCUGUGGGCCUUAACAAUCAUCGGCUGGGGGAUACCGGCUGUGUUUGUAUCCAUAUGGGUCAGUGCUCGAGCGUCUCUGGCAGACACACAGUGCUGGGAUAUAAGUGCAGGCAACCUGAAGUGGAUCUAUCAAGUACCAAUCUUGGCAGCCAUUGUUGUAAACUUCUUCCUCUUCCUCAAUAUCAUCAGGGUUUUGGCAUCUAAGUUGUGGGAAACAAACACAGGAAAACUGGACCCUAGACAGCAAUACAGGAAGCUUUUGAAAUCAACCCUGGUGCUGAUGCCACUGUUUGGAGUUCAUUAUAUGUUGUUCAUGGCUCUUCCAUACACUGACGUCACAGGUCUGCUAUGGCAGAUUCAGAUGCAUUAUGAGAUGCUGUUCAACUCUUCACAGGGUUUCUUUGUGGCUUUUAUUUACUGCUUCUGUAAUGGGGAGGUACAGGCUGAGGUUAAAAAGGCUUGGCUGAGGCGAAGUCUGGCAAUAGAUCUGAAGCAGAAGGCUCGUGUCACCAGUAGCGCCUGCGGUGGGAGCGGCUACUACGGAGGCAUGAUGUCCCACACCACCACGCAGAGUGUUUGCCUUAGUGUCAGUGGUACAAAAGGGACACCUCUGGUGGGAACGGCCCUGGGUUGCAAAGGACUAAAGUGCCCCCCUAUAGGAAAUGCACCCGGCUAUGUUUUCAGUGACACAGAGGCUGUGUUUCUUCCAGUGCAGCAACAUGAGCUGGUACUGAGGCAGGCUGAUGGAAAGGUGAUGUGCAGUCAGACUUGCAGGAAUGGAAAGGAAAGUGACAAUGAUCUUGAGCCAUAUUUUGUAGCAGAUGAGGAAUAUUCUGGGUCUGUGUCUUGGAAAGAGUUGGAGACAAUGCUUUGACUCUUGGACUAUUCAUCCGGUGUAAAUAACAUGAGAAAAUACUGACUGCAUCAUAUUGUUGGAAAGGCAGGCAUUACAAUCACUAUUACAGUACAUAGCAUACACAUAGUUACUUCCUGGCAACUGCACAUCAUCAUGACUGACACUUUUUCAUGGGCAAGCACCAGUAACAUCACUAUUCAUAAGAGCUUUGAAAAAACAAAUAUUUUAAAGGCAGGGAUGUAAUUUGUUUCCAAUCAUAAGUAGAUCAUCUCAAACUAUUCCUGUAAUCUGUCAGCUCUUUCUUUAUCUGCUUCAUCUGUCAGAUAAGGUCAAAUUAUUUUAUAUAAUGUACUGUGGUUAACCUGUAGAUACAGUUUAAAUGGUGUGGAGUUUCUUUAGCUCAUUCAAUCAGUACAUUGUGAUUUCCACUGCUUUACAAACUUCUGAUGUCAUUGGUUUUCAUCUGAUGUUUGUCAGUAACUGUGUUUAGACCAGCCCUGCAAUUUUUUAGUUAGUGUGCAAAAAAACAAACUUACAGUAUAAGCUACUAACCAGCAAGCAAUAGCUAAUUUCACCAUCUAUAGGUUAAGACCCGAUAUAGUCUGGCAAUGAGUAACCCAAAAUAUGACCCAAAAAUUUUGUUUUUGCCAAAAUAUGAUUUCCAUCAUGUAAGCAAAGUAAACAAUUUUUACAAGGUGUUUGGUUUCAUUUAUUUAUUUAUUUAAUUUCAUUUAUUUUUGGGCAAUAGUUUGACUUGUUUCAGUCUACAGUAGAUGUCUGUGUUUGGGUGGCUAUUAAAUGUCUUUUAAACCCAAAAUUGCUUGCUGGGUACCUGUUAUCACCUGGUCCUGAUAAAUCUGUUAUAGGAAUAGUUUAAUCAAAAAUGUAUGACCUAAAGGUAAAUAAAAGCUUUUUCUUUGUUUUUCUAACGCAAACCUAUCGGACAUAAGACCUUAAAUAUAGUGCUCAAGUCAUGGAUUGUAAAUGGUGUAUAUUUCUAUUAUGAUGCUUUUUUAGAGGUUAAUUUUUUUUAAAGAUUCCUUUUUUUGCUUUCUAUAGCAAAGCAACACCACGCAGGUUUAGAAAAGCAAAAGUGAAAAUGUAAAAUGUCUUAACUAUAAUCCUAACUAUUUUAGGAUUAGCUGAAUGGUGCAUUUUUUUUGCACGCUUUUAAAAUAUAUUGUACAAAUUCUUCAGAAUAAGACGCCUCUCUCUCUGCCGGUUUCAAACAUGGUCCUCUGCUCUAAACCUUUAGGGGCGCUUUUCAAGAGAGGGUUUAAGUGAAGUCCCAGACUAAAAUGCAUGGCCUUGUCGUGGAUUAAUUUAGAAAACCAGCAUUUAGCAUUAUCUGAUGAAAACUGCAUUGAUGUACUGUAUGCCAGUUUGUACUGUGCUUUCUUUACCGUAAAUGUGCAUUGAA